AAACAUAAUACAGUGCAAACAAACCCAACCAACCAACCCCCACAGAUAACAGUACAUACAAGCAAGCGUCGUCAGGCAGGCCGGGUCAAUAUCAAUUGGGCAGGUAGGUACAGGGGGGAGCAAGCGGAGAAUGGUCGGGGUCACAGGCCAGGUUCAGCAGGUAGCAAGCAGCGUAGUACAGAGGGUCAGGCAGAGGGAUGGUCAGGGUCACAAGCCAGGAUCAGAGCAGGAGAAGUCAGCAGCAGUUCAGAUCAGGCGGGGGUGUCAGCAAAGGAACAGAAACAGGAUACAGGGCCCAGGACAACCAAACACCAAGGCAGAGUCUGUGGGUCUGGCCAU
Staurois parvus is the source of this 339-nucleotide messenger RNA. Lineage: Eukaryota; Metazoa; Chordata; Amphibia; Anura; Ranidae. The record is from the annotation of a GenBank genome assembly.